AUAGUGUUGUAUACGCAAUUUUUUGAAAUACCUUUUAACCUCAUUUAUUGUUUUUAACGCUUUCUAAAUACAAGAAAUACCUUCAGAAUAAGCACAAACAUAUAAACGGAUGAGUUUUUCUUCCUAACGAUGGCUUUACCAUUUCUUCCUGGCUAUAAUUUUAAUAAAAAUAUUGGAAAGGAUAAGUUCCACAAGUCACAUUACCUAACACUGAAAGGCAAUGAAGCCUAUAUGCACGGCGAUGACAAGCCAGGUAUUGGUGGGGAAAAACUACCAGGACAAAGAAUCAAUGCACCAACUAGCGUCUAUCCAUCUGGAAUAGGUAGUCAGCUUCCUGCGUGGUUGGCUUUUGAUAAACAGGUACGAAAUGGGCAAAAAUUAUAUGUUUCAUUUAUCACAUACGAAGCAAAACAAGUAGGCACAUUAUGGUGAUUCAAAAGCAUGUUGCAGUAAUUAUAAUAAAAGGUGGAUGAUCAACAAUAAAUAAAUGCUGCAAAACUAACACUCCUGAACCUUCCUUUCUUAAUACAUUGAUGUCUUUGAUCAUGAUGAAAUAUCGGUCUUUCCCGAAUGAAAAGAUCUAUCGAAUCAUGAAUGAUUGAAUACCACUGAGUUUUACUUAAUUUACGAAAGUCUUAUGUGAGGUUCAUGAGCUGCUUUAAAGUACACCACAUAAAUCAUAAUCUGGCUGUUGAUUAGCUAAAUAUAUAAAGACAUAAAACUGCCUUCCUAACGCUAGUUUUUGCAAGGGAGAAGACAAUCAUUUUGCACCAGCUCGUUUAAGAUAUUAUAGAAUUUCGCAAUUAAUAAUAAUAUUUUUUCUUUAUUCGCUCAGCUCUGUCUUAUUAGGUUCAAAUGCUGUGGGUUUUCCUCGUCAAUUGUCUACGUAGGAUUUUUGAGUCAGUUUUUAUGAGUUAUAUGGAUCCUUUUCAAUUAUUCAAUAUAUAUUUUUUGGUGCAUGGUUGUGGAGAUUGUGAUUUUACUUUUCUUAAAAAUGGCACGAAAAUCGCCACUAAUUUUAGAACUGUUUAGUAUUUAUAUGUUUAAUUUUCAGCCUUCAAAAUCCGUUAUUCCUUUUGUGAUAAAAAAAUAAAUUCCAUGUUUAAGAAAUCUGCCUAGUUCGAAGGAUCAAGACUAAGGCUCCGUUUUUUCUGUGAUGAAAUAGAAAUCAACUCAAUUUUCGAAGUAAUUACUCAUAUAUUAAGGAAAGCGUUCCGUAUACCGUGAGUUUGUUAGUUACGUAGAAUUUUAGAAAAGCUUUUAUUUCAAUGAUGCUAUGGUCUUUCCGCAACUUUUGAAGUGGAUAUUUGUGUUAGUAAUUAGGUCUUCCAUUUAGCAGUGAAUACACAAAUGUUUUGUUUGACAGUGACCUUAUACUUGUUUGUAGUUAUAAUCUGUUGAGGCUGGAGUAGGUAUAAUUAUGUAGCUUUUAAGAUACAACAGUUGGUGUAUUUUGAUAUGGAGUAAGUAAGAUAUUACCUAUCAUAUCGAUUGUAACUUCCAUCUGUAGUAAGUUUGGAUUCGUCUUGAACAAGUGGGUUUCGGGUAUGUGAAAAGUUUGGAGUAAGAGAGUAUGGAUUGUAGGUACCAAGUGAUCAUGAACAACACAACAUCUAAUUAGGAUUAAAACUCUUCAUAAUUCGUAGCAGCCCAAAAUUAAGCAAGUAAUGUUCAGGGACACGUGAACCUUAGCAGAUCCUUUCUACCUAUCAUGUGUGAAUACACAUUGCGCAGAAUUAAAUUUAAUCAAACGUAUUGAUUUAAUAAAAGUUAGCGACCACUUGAAACAUUUAUGUUUAUUAUUUGAUGUCUGAUAUUAUGCAUGUGUCAUAUUUCUUAAAAUAUUUGGGGAAUCGUGCAAAACACUUGGAUUUACUUGCAAACAACCGAGAGCGUCAUGGAAACUUACUGUUCCAGUAAAGGAUCUAGAAUUAUUUUUCUGCUAGUCAUGCCCUAGCUAAACUUAAAUCUUGUAUAGAUCGUUUUUGUUUACAUUACUUUCUAUGAAUUUACUUCCUUCACGUUUUCAUUUAACGGACGGCUUUAUUUUCUAAUCUUUUAUAACUAGGCCUUAUCUUUUGAUGCGUAUUUUCAAGAGUCCGUUAAUGAAAGACGUGAAGAACAAUACCGCAUAAGAAAAUGUAAAAUCUUAUUUUACCCAGAGGAUGACACUAUUCAAGUAGUUGAGCCACGUAUUGCGAACACUGGAAUGGCUCAGGGAACAAUUAUUAAACGGCACCGUAUUUCCAAACCUGUACCAAAUGAGCAUCUCUAUUAUACUGUGCAUGAUUUCAAUGUGGGAACAGAGUUUGUAGCUUAUGGAAAAACAUUUCGAAUUGUCUCUUGCGAUCAAUUUACAUCAAAUUUCCUACGUAAACUUGGUGUAACAUUAGGUAAACCGGAAUCAAUACCAGAUGAUCCUUACAGUAUUCAUCGUAAAGCUUUUACUGAGAGUAUGCAACCACUCAGACCAUAUGAAAGAAUGGAUAAACGUCGUCAAUUUCUUGACCAUGAUCGUCAUGUGUUAAGAUUUUUCUGCUUUUGGGAUGAUACAGAAUCACUUUAUGGUGAUCCUAGAGAAAUGAUAUUAAAUUAUUUUCUAGCGGACGAUACAAUUGAAAUACGUGAAAUUAUACCAGCUAACUCAGGUCGUGAUGCUGUUCCAUGCUUUUUACGCCGUCAAAAGCUACCUCGUACAGUUAUUCCAAUACCGUUGCCUGGUGUAGUGACCGACAGAACAUUAUUAAAUGUAUUUGGUCAUCCACAAAGAGGUGGACAUUAUGUACUCGAUAGUUUAAAGCUUGGUGCACCUAAAGAUAAUUUUUAUAAAGAUAAUGAUUUAAUAAUCGGUGCAAAUAUUAAUGUUUAUGGUAGAAAGUUUUUAAUAUACGAUUGUGAUGAAUUUACUAAAGAGUAUUAUCGUAUCAAAUAUGGUAUACAAGAUUUCACCCCAGUUAAACCUAAGCUUCAAGAUCAUAUAGCCACUGUGAAACGUGAAAUUCCGCCAUAUAACGGUUGGGGUACUGAUGAAGACUCACUAGCUAAUUGUUACAGUUUAAUACCAAAAGCACCAAAUCAUAAUUUUAAGAAAUUCAUGGAAUUAGAUCGUCAAGGUUUAGAAUCUCAUAUAUUACGUUUCGCUGGACGUUUAUUGUCUGGACGACCGAUAGAUCGUGAUCGUCAGUUUGUGAUUAGUUGCUACUUGUCAGAUGAUACAAUUUCAAUUUUUGAACCUCAACAAAAGAAUUCAGGUUUCCAAGGUGGUUUAUUCUUAGAACGAUCAAAAAUAAAGAAACCUGACAGUAAAUUAUUUGAUAACAAACCAUUGGAAUAUUAUAAACCUACAGAUUUAUAUGUUGGUGCUAAACUGGAUUUCAAUUCAUUUCUAUUUGAAUUAACUGAAGCCGAUGAUUAUACAUUAGACUACAUGGAGAAACAUAAAACACAAUUUAAAGAAGCUGACUGUCAAUUAAUAUUGAAUAAAUUAAUAACAAUAUUGAACAAUGAACAACAUGAUGAAAUUAUCAAGUAUGCUGUAAAUCAAGAUCCAGAUGAUACAGGGACAUUUGGCUUUGAUCAAAUGAUAAAUUUAAUUAAUCAGUUGACUGGUAAAGAAAAUGCGUUAACAACCCAUGAACUUGGUACAUUGGCAAGACAUUAUGGUGUUAGACCAUCCAAGCAAAUAAGGCUUGAAAUUUUACUUGGGAUUGCACAACAAACACUUCGUAGAAAAGCAUUUGAAGAUUUCUCCAGUUUAAUGACUGCCUGUCGCCAACAAGAUGCCGAUAAAACAGGUGAAAUGGACCGUCAUGCAAUAAGGCGCAUAUGCUUAGCUCAUCACCUACCAUUACCUGAUGAUAUGUUGAAUUCACUUAUGGAUUGUUCAGUCAAUCAAAAUAAUUCAAUACAAUAUGAACAAUUCAUUCAUCAACUGAAUUGGAAAAAUUUUGAAACUAAAGAAUUAUCUAAUCAAGAAUCAUUUCAUUACAUUGAGAAUAUUGAUAUUGAUUGGUUACCAAUAAGUAAAGGUGAUACACCAAAAUCAAUUGGUUUAAGUAAAAAAUCAAAAGUGGAAAGAAUCAAUUAUAAACAAUUAAUUAAUGAUUUAUUUAAGAAGGAUUUAUUUCAUUCAUCAACUGAUUAAUCAAUCAAUCUAAUAAUGAUCUGUAUACGAAAUAAAAACUGCACAUUCGCUUU
Messenger RNA from Schistosoma rodhaini, 4197 nucleotides. The record is from the annotation of a GenBank genome assembly. Lineage: Eukaryota; Metazoa; Platyhelminthes; Trematoda; Strigeidida; Schistosomatidae.